AUGUUUGGUGGUCCUGUUCUCUACUUCGAGAUACGAUAUAACUCGUGCCGAUACCACGAUUCGCUGGAAGCUUCGCUGGGUUGGCUCACAGCAAGCCAGAUCUGGCUUCCGGCAAACGAUCUCAACACGGUAUGCUGCCUGUGGUACCAACCAGUAUCGAGACUUCAUAGGCACAGCAAAUUCAUUGCUAUCUGGGCUCAAUCGUGCGAAGUUCCCCCCACGACGACAAGCCCUGCCGACGACACGGCCCUCCGUGUAAGACAAUUACUAUAUGUCGGGGACUGGAGCCAGAUAUGGAGGCUUACAGUCGACGAUAAAGCUUCCGUCCGCCUUUCUCUACAACUCGUCCUGUCGAUUAUCGGUUUACUUUCACUUACAUCGCGACACUCAGACUAUAGAAUGACUAUGUUUCCCACUGCCGAACCUUUGUAUCGCCUGCUUUUUCCUGCUGCUUUACUCUGUCUUCUAACAGGACGUCUGGGGAGGGCAUCGACUGACGUUAGCGGUGGAAGCACUCAAAUUGGGGCGAACGGCUUCUUGUCAUCAUGUGUUGAAUGGGGUGCAUUGAAGAACGUAAAGUAUGAGGUGGCAGCGUACUGCCCGUCGCUCACUGGUCGAUAUCGCUGGUCCGUCACCGACUUGAACUCCUGUCUCGUCAACAUCCAAGGCAAACUUGUCGCGCAGGACGACGGGCUCUUCUUUCGCACCUGUGGGCCAUGCUGGGAAGACAACUCGACCUCAUCUUGGGCAAACUAUGCCUGCAGCUGCGAGAUAGUGGCGGGGCAGGGGCGCCACACUGCGGACGGAAUUAACCUCAGAAACGACGACGGUGUUCUCUUCUGCGGCAGCAAGAGAACUCAUGGACAAGUAGUAGACGACAGCAGAGUGACUAGAUCAGGCUCGGAUCUCUAUUUGAACGAUUCCUAG
Molecule: messenger RNA, 927 nt
Organism: Colletotrichum lupini
Lineage: Eukaryota; Fungi; Ascomycota; Sordariomycetes; Glomerellales; Glomerellaceae
Exons: 4
Coding region: 1-927 (308 amino acids)
Source: RefSeq, a predicted model, not a curated record